AUGUCUGCAAAUGAAUUGCCACACAACGAAUUGGUAUGGUGGAGAAUGACGAGAAAACAACGAUAUCUUCCUGGUCGUGUUGUAGAUUUGAAGCUAGAAGAUCAAACAGUAGGAUUGGAAAAAGAGCAUGAGAAGAUUCUAAACAAAUUGUUAAAGCCAGGAAUGAUAGUUGUGAAUUCAUUUGAUGAUAUGAAGUAUGCUGUGUGCAAUACAAAUAAUGUUAAGUUAUAUCCAGCAAUACCAGAGGAAGAGCAAAGCCUACUAGAAAGGGAAUGCAUUAAAUCUUCAAAGGCAAACUAUAGGGCUUUGCUUAGAGUAAAGAAGCUAUUAGAAAUUAGGCAAUUAGAGCAAGUAAAGAAUAUAAAUGAUGAUAUCCAUAUAUCUCCUUUAGAAGUUAGUCUUAUCAAAUAUUUUAAGUAUAGAGAUUGUAUGAAGGGUAUCUCUGAAAGUAUUUACUUUUUUGAAACAAAUACAGCUAUUGAAAUACUUGGAACUGUUAUUAGUAGGAAGAGUCUCAAAACUGUGAUUGGUCAAAGCCCUCAAGCAUAUUCUUAUCUAGAGAGAUAUCUAAAAAGUGAGAACUGUAAUAAUAAUAAGAUAUCUUUAGAAAAUACAGAUAAUGAAGACUUUAGUAAUAUGACACUUGAAGCGAGAGAAUGGCAAAAUACCUUGAAUGAGAUUGUAGUUAAUAGAAAGGCAAUUUCGGAACUUUUAAGCUGCAUCCCAAUUGAAAUUUUAGGCUGCACAAAUAUAAACACUGUACCUACUAGUAAUAUUAAUAACCCUAUAGAAUGGGAAUCGUUAGUAUGUAAAGCAUUUGAAGAGAAAGGUAAGAGAACACAAGAUAGUAUAUUUAUUAUUGAAUACAUCAAAGUUUCUUUACUUUAUAUACAAGUUCUUGCAAGAACUGUUGCUAUGCGUGUUUUGAAUGUAUCAUAUAAUCAGAAAUCCGGAACAGAGAAGAAAGAACCCUAUGUUAUUGUUUUAUCACUAAGUUAUUUAUAUAGUAAUUUCUAUGAUAUAAGUAGUACUAUACCCACAAGCUUUAUUAAACUCCGUAAUGCUGAAGUUGGGCCAGGAGAUGGAGAACACUGGACAAAGUACUUGUAUAAAAACCAUGGGGAUUCUAAAGAGUUACCAGCUAGUAAUUCUAAUGAAAAUUCUUUAGAUAUGUUGUCAUUUUGUCUGAAAACUACGUCCCCAGAUACAAGUUCAACUAGGUUAUUCUACCGUGUUGGUAUUGAUAAAAUUAGUAGUCAACUUGUUCUUUCAAGUGAACUCAAGCAUGCAUACCAAAUUUAUCACAAUAAAUAUAGGAGAUCUGAUCUAGAUGAACGCUUAAAAGCAUUACAUACUAUAAGGUCAUCAUGCCCUACAAUGUUGAAGCUUCUUAAUGAAUGGCUAAUUCAUAGAAAGAGUGGUGAUGUACCUUUUGAUCACAUAAACUCAAUUGAACGUAUUCAUAAAAUAAGAGAUAUAUUAGGAUCCGUGUAUAAAUAA
Messenger RNA from Cryptosporidium muris RN66, 1500 nucleotides. RefSeq lists its product as uncharacterized. The record is from RefSeq and is a predicted model, not a curated record. The transcript has a single exon. Bases 1 to 1500 code for a protein of 499 amino acids. Lineage: Eukaryota; Apicomplexa; Conoidasida; Eucoccidiorida; Cryptosporidiidae.